AUGUCUGCUUCUGCUGGGAAUUUGGCAUUGGUUUGGGAUGACCUAAAAAGUGGUUUCGACGCUAUAUUCAGGCUGGAGACAAUCAAGAGAAAAAGAUACAUGGAGCUUCAUACUCAUGUUUACAAUUACUGUACAUCAGUCGACCCGAAAUCUCAUGCAACCCCCAGUAGGAAUGCUAUAGAAACUGAACCUGGGGGAAAAUUAGUGGGUUUUGAACUGUACAAAAAGUUGCGCAAUUAUUUAAAGGCUCAUGUUCACUCCUUGAAGCUAAAAGGAAAUAAUCUAGUCGAUGAGGAAACUCUUUCAUAUUUCGAGAAGGCUUGGACAGAAUUUCGUUUUGCAUCCAGAGUUCUGGAUGGGGUUUGUAAUUACUUGAAUAGACAUUGGGUUAAACGGGAAUGUGAAGAGGGACGAAAGAAUGUUUACGUCGUUUAUACACUUGCACUGAUAACAUGGCGCGAACAUUUACUAAAACCUCACGCUAGGGUUUUAAUCAGCGCAAUUCUUCGUGAGAUUGAACGUGAACGACGUGGAGAAAUUUUAUCUACCUUACGACUAAGAAAGAUUAUUGAGUGCCUGGUUGAGUUGGGUAUUACGUCUGACCAACAGUCUUUCUCAACAUCUACGUUAACUGGAACUGCUUCAUCACCUAGUGAACCCUUGCCAUAUCUAAUGAAACCUUUUAAAUCUCCUAAUUUUCCCCCUAAACCUAGUGGUUCUACUUUAAAACCAAAUAAGUCUGAAGUGGAAUCCGGCUUCCAAGGCACAUCAAAUAAAACUACCCCAAAUUUCCGAGGUCCACUUCAUUCCGGAGAUCCAGCGGAUGAAUCGACUCCCAAUACUCCUAGUGCGACAUCAUCAUUGACAUCGGACACGCGAACCAAUCUAUCAGUUUAUCAGGAAUACUUUGAACGACCAUUUUUGACUGAAACUGAACGGUAUUACCGAUUAGAAAGUGCUCAGUUUUUGCAGUCAAACACAGUACCCGAAUACCUUCAAAAAGUGGAAACACGAUUAAAUGAAGAACGUAUUCGUGUUCAAACUUAUCUACAUAUAAGUACACUUCCCAAAUUAAUUAGAUCUUGUGAACAUUAUCUAAUUGGUGAACAUAUUGAUCGGUUAACAUCUGUCUUCUCAGAUCUUUUCAAUGAAGAUAGAGAAGAAGAUAUAUGGCGAAUGUAUCGCUUAGUUGGUCAUUUUCCUAGUGGAAUACGUGUUCUUGUUUCUGUCAUGGAAGAUCAUGUUGCUGAUAAAGGAUGGGAAGCUAUCCGUCAAGUGGCUGAAGCUGCUUUAAAUGAUCCCAAAUUGUAUAUUGAUACAAUAUUAAAAGUUCAUCAAAAACAUUAUAAUCUUGUAUUAUCCGCCUUCGCUUGGGAUCCUGCAUUUUCACGUGCCUUAGAUAAAGGAUGCGAACGUUUUAUAAAUCGUAAUGCUGUCACUGAAUUAGCUGGAAAUCAAAGAAAAUCCCCUGAACUUUUAGCUAAAUAUGCAGAUUUCUUAUUAAAGAAAAGUGCGAAAGAUAUUCAGUUGGAUGAUUUAGAAGAAACACUUGGACAAGUAAUGAAUGUGUUCCGCUAUAUUGAAGAUAAAGAUGUCUUUCAAAAAUUCUAUAGUAAAACACUGGCUCGCCGUUUAGUUUACAAUCAAUCUGUAUCCGAGGAUGCUGAAGCUUCGAUGAUUUCCAAAUUAAAAGAAGCUUGCGGUUUUGAAUACACCGCAAAAUUACAACGGAUGUUUCAAGAUGUUAAUGCUACUAGAGAAUUGAAUGCGAAAUUUUCAGAUUAUUUACAAAAACAAGAAGAAGCCAAUGGAAGCACAAUUAAAGGAACUGAUUUUAAUAUCAUGAUUCUUAGUUCAAACGCAUGGCCAUUUCAAGCUCAAGGACCUUUUUCUAUUCCUCCUGAAUUGGAACAAUGUCAUAAUACAUUUCUUGCUUUUUAUCAAGAACAUCAUACUGGUCGUAAAUUGACAUGGUGUUAUCAUUUAUCACGUGGUGAAGUUGUAACUAAUUAUACUAAAACUAGAUAUAUAUUUCAAGUUUCAACGUACCAGAUGUCUGUUUUAAUGUUGUAUAAUUCAUCAUUAGUGUACACGGUGUCAGCUAUUCAACUACAAACUGGUAUUGAAGAAGCUACAUUAUUACAAAUUCUACAGAUUUUACUUAAAGCUAAAGUAUUGAAAAUUGUAUCCGAUCCAAAAUGUGAAAUAGAUCAAUCAACUGUAAUCAGUGAUGAUUCGAACGAAUCACAUUUAUCACCGGAUACACACUUGGCGCUGUAUACAGAUUAUAAAAAUAAACGCGUUCGAGUUUAUUUAAAUGUUCCUUUGAAAAGUGAAACGAAACAAGAAAUUGAACAGACUUUAGGGAAUGUAGAAUCUGAUCGAAAAUUAAUUGUUCAGGCUUGUAUAGUACGUAUUAUGAAGACUAGAAAAGUGAUGAAACACCAUCAAUUGAUCUCUGAAGUCGUUACACAAUUAACACCUCGAUUUAAACCUACUGUAUUAUUAAUUAAACGAUGUAUUACGGCUCUUAUUGAAAGAGAAUAUAUUAAGCGAGAUAACAAUGAACGAGAUGCUUAUGAAUAUUUGGCUUAA
This is a messenger RNA of Schistosoma margrebowiei, 2595 nucleotides long. The record is from the annotation of a GenBank genome assembly. Lineage: Eukaryota; Metazoa; Platyhelminthes; Trematoda; Strigeidida; Schistosomatidae.